Auanema sp. JU1783 is the source of this 780-nucleotide messenger RNA. The record is from the annotation of a GenBank genome assembly. Lineage: Eukaryota; Metazoa; Nematoda; Chromadorea; Rhabditida; Rhabditidae.
AUGAAGCGCAAGCUGAGUAACGACGGAAUACUGAUAUGGCAAGGAAAGGACAAGAAGAUCGACGAAUCCCAAGUCGGUGAGCACCAGGGACCUGGAUCAUUCGACUAUGAUCUCGUAAUUAUGUUAUCCAACGUAUGCCCUAUGGGUCGCUUACGAUAUCAGUGUCCGGCGUUGCCUUUAAGAACAAGAUCGACUCCGGAGUUCAGCUUGGUGUUAGAUUUGGAUGAAACAUUGGUUCACUGCAGUCUCAACCCAUUACCUGAUGCAUCUAUCAUAUUCCCUGUUCAUUUCCAAAAUAACACCUAUCAAGUGUACGUUCGAAUAAGACCCCAUUUACUCACUUUUUUGGAACGCUUAGCGGAAAAGUACGAAAUUAUUUUAUUUACGGCAAGCAAAAGAAUAUAUGCUGAUAAAUUAAUGAACCUUCUUGAUCCCAAAAAAAGGCUAGUUAGGCAUAGGCUUUUUCGUGAACAUUGCGUAUAUGUUUACGGAAACUACAUCAAAGACUUGUCUAUACUUGGAAGAGAUUUAAGCCGAACUGUAAUAAUAGACAAUGCCCCCCAAUCCUUUGCCUAUCAAAUUGACAACGGCAUUCCUAUUGAGAGUUGGUUUCAAGAAAAAGAUGAUACUGAGCUAUUAAAACUACUCCCCUUACUAGAAAGCAUUCCUAAUGAGAGACGAGACGUACGUGAAAUAUUAAGAGAAAAGUAUGGAAUUCGUGACUUGUUAGCGAAUCAAGCCGAGUAUCGCCCGUCCAGCCCUCUAUGCACAUCAGCGUAA